AACACCAGAUAAACACUUAACAGUUUUGUUAUUUCUACAGGAUGCUGUGUAUUAUAGUACUGACGGUUUUGGCAGGUGCGCUAGGUGCCCCAACCACCCAGCCCGGAGCGUCGACUACCCUUGACCUGCUUGCUAUUAUCACUAAUUCCUUCAACCAUGUCGACGCUGACAGCAAUGGACAGCUUGACGUUUCAGAGUUCUACAAAGUCUUUGAAAGCUACGACACUAACCAUGACCAUAAAAUGAGCAUCCACGAGUACGUGCACGGCACUAACACCAACAAGGCCAUUGCCCAAGAGGUGUUCAAGUUCGUUGACCACGACCACGAUGACGUUCUUACCCGGGCAGAUACGAACAGGAUCUUCAGGACGUACGACACCAACCACGACGGUACCAUCACUAUCAACGAAUAUAUCCACGAAUACAAGACGAUCUACGAAAAAAUACUUCUUGGUAUUCAACAUCACACCCGCCAGGCACAUGUUCAUCCAACCAAAGCUGCUACCAAAUGAAUGACCCAGUAGAAAAACGUAUAUUGUAUAUAAGCAUCUCACAAAGAAGUGGAAUAAACUAUUACACAAA
Messenger RNA from Haliotis rubra (blacklip abalone), 582 nucleotides. RefSeq lists its product as uncharacterized. The coding region runs from base 42 to 512 and encodes 156 amino acids. The record is from RefSeq and is a predicted model, not a curated record. Lineage: Eukaryota; Metazoa; Mollusca; Gastropoda; Lepetellida; Haliotidae. The transcript is spliced from 6 exons. Gene Ontology annotation, molecular function: calcium ion binding.